Monomorium pharaonis (pharaoh ant) is the source of this 3189-nucleotide messenger RNA. It is a transcript of the gene Mtr4, whose product is annotated as exosome RNA helicase MTR4. Lineage: Eukaryota; Metazoa; Arthropoda; Insecta; Hymenoptera; Formicidae. Bases 127 to 3156 code for a protein of 1009 amino acids. Gene Ontology annotation, cellular component: nucleus. Gene Ontology annotation, molecular function: RNA helicase activity; RNA binding; ATP binding. Gene Ontology annotation, biological process: RNA catabolic process; maturation of 5.8S rRNA. The transcript has 10 exons. The record is from RefSeq and is a predicted model, not a curated record.
GUUUGGUCUGGCUGAAUGUAGUCAUUCAUCUCGAGAGAACGUGGAGUGUAGAGUGGUGUGUAGUAUGUGUUUGUUUGAAUAAAAUCAUAAUUUUUAAAAAGGAAGAAAAAAUAAUUUUAUAUUGCAAUGGCAAAUUUUACCGAAGAUUUGUUUGACGUCUUUGAUGAACAGGGCGACGAUACAGAAAUACCAGAUAUUUCGAAGAAAAGCGAGUCAGAAUCGGGAAUAAAGCGACAGCUUGACACAGACAAUGACAAGCCAGCUGUUAAAAAAUUACGACAGGAAUCUGUCGUAGAUGAUAUCAAUAUAGAAGAAAUAGUAUGUCGUAUAAAAGUACAUACUGUAGAUACUAUAGAAUCUUGUAUGCACGAGAUAGCUAUUCCUCCCGAUCAAGAGUAUGUACCAUUAGAGCAAAAGCAAAGCAAACCUGCUAAAGAAUAUAAAUUUAUACUUGAUCCAUUUCAAAAGGAGGCAAUUUUAUGUAUUGAGAACAAUCAGUCGGUUCUUGUUUCUGCACAUACAUCAGCUGGCAAAACUGUUGUGGCUGAAUAUGCAAUAGCAUGUUCACUUAAGGACAAGCAGAGAGUAAUAUACACUACUCCAAUCAAAGCAUUAAGUAAUCAGAAGUAUAGAGAAUUCCACGAAGAAUUUAAGGAUGUUGGUUUAGUAACGGGCGAUGUUACUAUAAAUCCAACAGCAAGUGUAUUAAUUAUGACUACUGAAAUUUUGCGAAAUAUGCUCUAUAGAGGUUCAGAGGUAAUGCGUGAGGUCGGAUGGGUGAUUUUUGACGAGAUUCAUUACAUGCGUGAUAAAGAGAGAGGUGUGGUUUGGGAGGAGACACUUAUAUUGCUACCAGACAAUGUGCAUUAUGUAUUUCUUUCUGCUACUAUACCAAACGCGCGACAAUUUGCGGAAUGGGUGGCACAUUUACACAAACAACCCUGCCAUGUAGUUUCUACGGACUAUAGGCCUACUCCAUUACAACAUUAUGUAUUUCCAGUUUGUGGCGAUGGUAUACAUUUGGUUGUAGACGAGACGGGUCAAUUCAAAGAGGAAAAUUUCAACAGAGCCAUGGCGUGUCUGCAGAACAUGGGCGACGCAGCUAAAGGUGACACGAAAGGACGCAAGGGUGGUCUACGUGCCACAAACAGUGGACAAACCAACAUCUUUAAAAUGGUGAAAAUGAUCAUGGAGAGGAACUUCGCACCCGUAAUAAUUUUCAGCUUUUCAAAGAAGGACUGUGAAGUUUAUGCGAUGCAAAUGGCUCAAUUGGAUCUAAACACGUUAGAGGAGAAAAAACUGGUAGAUGAAGUUUUCAACAAUGCAGUGGACGUUCUCAACGACGAGGACAAGAAGUUGCCGCAAGUCAUGAAUUUGCUGCCGCUUUUGCGGCGUGGAAUAGGAAUCCAUCAUGGUGGGCUCUUGCCGAUCUUGAAGGAGACAGUCGAGAUAUUGUUCGGCGAGGGUUUGAUCAAAGCUCUCUUCGCCACUGAAACAUUCGCAAUGGGCUUGAACAUGCCGGCACGGACGGUUUUGUUCACGGCGGCCCGUAAAUUUGACGGCAAAGACUUUCGUUGGAUCACGUCAGGCGAAUACAUCCAGAUGUCCGGUCGCGCCGGCAGAAGAGGUCUCGAUGACAAAGGAAUCGUCAUAUUGAUGAUAGACGAGCAAGUUAGUCCCGUGAUUGGUAAAGCUAUCGUUCAGGGAAAGCCAGACCCGAUUAACUCUGCAUUUCACUUGACCUACAAUAUGGUCCUUAAUCUUCUCCGAGUGGAAGAGAUUAAUCCAGAAUACAUGUUAGAGAGAAGCUUCUUUCAGUUUCAGAAUCAAGCUGGUAUUCCAGUUUUGUACAAUAAGGUAAAGGAAUUAUGUAGUGCUUAUAACACCGUGAACGUGGACAGAUACGAUGAGAUUUCUACCUAUCACGAUAUACGUGAACAACUCAAUCGAUUGAGCGCAGAGUUUCAAUCAUUUCUAACAAAACCAGAGUAUUUGGUUCCAUUUUUACAGCCUGGAAGAUUAGUAAAAGUGAAAAAUGGAAACGAAACGUUCGAUUGGGGCAUCAUAGUGAAUUUUAAGAAGAAAAAUCCAAAAAAUCCAGUAAAAGGCGUGACUGUUAUCGUCAUUGAUAUUUUACUUCAUUUAUCGAAAGAAUCUAAAGAAGGCAAUCCAAUUCCAUGUCGCGACGGCGAAGAAGGCGAGAUAGAAGUAGUUCCUGUUUUGCACAAUUUAAUUUCACAAAUUAGUUCAUUGAGAUUGUAUUACCCAAAGGAUCUUAGACCACCUGAUAAUAGGAAGAGUGUCCUGAAAACGAUACGGGAAGUGAAGAAAAGAUUCCCAGAUGGUCCACCAUUACUCAAUCCUAUCACGGAUAUGCAUAUAGAGGCUCAAGCGUUUAAAGAUAUUGUAAAGAAAAUUGAAGCGUUAGAAAAAAGAUUAUACGCACAUUCAUUACACAAGGACCCCAAUGUAAAUGUAUUGUACGAGCAAUUUUUGCACAAGGAAGAAUUAGCUGCACAACUUAAACAAGCCAAAGAAGAGUUUAAGCAGGCUAAAUCGAUACUUCAGAUGGAUGAGCUCAAAUGUAGGAAGCGAGUUUUAAGAAGGAUGGCGUAUUGUACAUCGGCUGACGUUAUAGAAUUAAAAGGACGUGUAGCUUGCGAACUAAACGGUGCCGAUGAGCUGUUAAUGACAGAGAUGAUUUUUAAUGGUCUCUUUAACUCUUUAAGCGUACCACAAAUGGUGGCGCUGAUCAGUUGUUUCGUAUGCGACGAAAAAUCAAAUGAAAUGCCCAAAAGUACAGAAGAAUUAAGCGGCCCACUUCGGCAGAUGCAAGACUUGGCUCGAAGAAUAGCGAAGGUCUCGACGGAGGCCAAUCUGGAAUUAGACGAGGACGCAUAUGUCGAUAGAUUUAAACCGUAUUUAAUGGAUGUUAUAUACGCUUGGUGUAAAGGCGCAACAUUCUUACAAAUUUGUAAAAUGACAGAUAUAUUUGAAGGAUCUAUUAUCAGAUGUAUGCGACGUUUAGAGGAGGUGCUUCGACAAUUGUGCCAAGCUGCAAAAGGUAUUGGAAAUACAGAUCUAGAAAAUAAAUUCAGUGAGGCGAUCAAACUCAUAAAACGGGACAUUGUAUUUGCUGCGUCCUUAUAUUUAUAAUGCAGGAAAGAAUAAACUAGUUUCAUAAAGUAA